Gavialis gangeticus (Gharial) is the source of this 632-nucleotide messenger RNA. RefSeq names its product insulin like growth factor binding protein 7 (gene IGFBP7). The record is from RefSeq and is a predicted model, not a curated record. Gene Ontology annotation, molecular function: insulin-like growth factor binding. Lineage: Eukaryota; Metazoa; Chordata; Crocodylia; Gavialidae. Gene Ontology annotation, biological process: regulation of cell growth; regulation of signal transduction. The coding region runs from base 1 to 462 and encodes 153 amino acids. Gene Ontology annotation, cellular component: extracellular region. The transcript has 5 exons.
AUGGCAAGAAGAGGUGUAUCAGGGCAGCUCUGUGGCAGCUAUGGAGCUCCUGGGGCAGUGCAGGCUACUGUGCUCUCUCUCCUUUCAGGACCCUCCAUUGUGACUCCCCCCAAGGAUAUCUGGAAUGUCACUGGAGCACAGAUUUACCUGAGCUGUGAAGUCCUGGGAAUCCCAACCCCGGUGCUCAUCUGGAAUAAGAUAAUACGGGGACAAUAUGGUGUCCAGCGGAUGGAGCUCCUGCCUGGGGACCGUGAGAACUUGGCUAUCCAGACCCGUGGUGGGCCUGAAAAGCAUGAAGUGACCGGCUGGGUGCUGAUAUCUCCUUUGAGUAAAGAUGAUGCUGGGGAAUAUGAGUGUCAUGCAUCAAACUCAAAGGGAGAAGCUACAGCCUCUGCAAAAAUCACUGUUGUUGAUGCCCUACAUGAAAUACCUAUAACGAAAGCUGAUGGUGCAGAGCUGUGACAGAGAACUGUAUCAUUGAUGCACAGUUUAAGUUAGCAUUUUGGAAAGCUGCAGUCACUAGGCUUUUCCAGCCCAAUAAUCAGUUCCCUGUCCCCAUUCAUUCAGCCUUCUAAUAUUGUUUUGCUUUCACACUUUAUGCAAACAUACAAAUAAACAGGAUUCACAAUGGA